CUGAGCUGAGCGGGCACACAAUGCCCGCCUCCUCUUCCUCCUCCUCCUCCUCUUCCUCCUCCACCUCCUCCUCCGCGCUCACGGAUGCUGCUGAUGCUGGUGCUGAUCCUCUCCGUUUACUCGCCAGCGGACUGCUCAUAGCAUCUCGGUAAACGAUGAUCGCAUUACGGAUCGGGCUCGAUAGUCGUGCCCUUUUUUUCUCCGAAGGUGCAGAAGAAGCAGAAUCAGAGCGGAUGCUUGGCAAGGAUAACAGUAGCAGCCUACACGCAGAAUCGGCUAGGCACACAUCUCCAUCCUCCCCCUCCUCCUCCUCCUCCUCAUCCUCAUCUUCAGUAUUACUAGAGCAAGAGAGACACGACUGAACUUCCGAUGAUGUAUUUAUCAAAAAGGUUUGGUGUGAGUUUGAUCAUCCCCAUCUGGAUCAACUAGGACCUUCAAUUAAGGAGAGGGCUUUGUUAUUAUUUAUUUAUUUUGUUUCCUUUAUUUUUAUUAGUUAUUUAUUUUUAGUUUUUUUUUUUUUUGAGGAAGUCUGGUCCUUGUCCACUGCAGCCUUCACUAUGAGCCAUCCACAGCCCUCUCAGCCGUCCGCAGCACCCGACCUGGAAGUGAUCUCCCAGCAGGUGGAGGAUGAAGGCCAGUGCAUGGCUCCAGUGCAGCUGGUCAGCUUUGCUUACCGAGAUCUCCCUCUGGCCGCACUCGACAUCUCACUGGCAGGCUCUCAGCUCAUCUCCAACCUGGAUGAAGAGGAAAAUAGAGAAGGGUCUAACUGGCUGAAGCCAUGUUGUGGGAGGAGGGCAGCUCUUUGGCAGGUGUGUUUGCUGAGUGCAGGUUUUAACUGUUUGCUGGUGGCGUGUGUUAUUCUGGUGGUGGUGCUGCUGACUCUGGAGCUGCUCAUCGACACCCGGCUGCUGCAGUUUACCAAUGCGUCCCAGUUUGCUGGCAUUAUUCACUGGAUCAGCCUGGUCAUUCUCUCCAUAUUCUUCUCUGAGACUGUCUUCAGGAUUGUGGUGCUGGGGAUAUGGGAUUACAUAGAGAACAAAGUUGAGGUGUUUGAUGGUGCUGUGAUUGUUCUCUCCUUGGCCCCAAUGGUUGCCUCCACUGUUGCUAAUGGACCCAGCAGCCCCUGGGAUGCCAUUAGCCUCAUCAUCACCCUUCGCAUAUGGAGGGUCAAGAGAAUUAUUGACGCGUACAUGCUGCAGGUGAAGGUGGAGAUGGAGAUGGAGCUUCAGCAGUAUGAGAAAGCUAAAGCUGUACGAGAGGAGCAGCUAGAGAGACUCACGCAGAUCUGUCAAGAGCAGGCGUUUGAGAUCAGGCAGUUGCGAGCUCAUCUGGCUCAGCAGGAUCUGGAUCUGGUUGCUGAACGUGAAGCUGCUAUGCAGAUCCAUCACGUAUGGGGAAAGCAGAGCAGCAGCUUCCAGGAGGUGGAUGGACUCGGACCUGCAGCCGCCGGCACUGAGGGAAGAAGCAAGAGGAGAGAGCCAGGAGCUCCUACAGAAAACAUCACUCAAGAUGACAUGAACAAUUACAUCAGCCAGUAUUACAGUGAGCCAAGUAGUGAUAUUGGCGUUCCAGAGCCAGGUGCACGCAUCAUAACUACUGCAGCCAUAGACGUGCACCUGCCCACCAAUCCAUGUCAGAUGCCUCCAUCUUUGGUGAGUGCUGAUGGACCAGGAAGCUCAGUGAGCGAGGCUCCCAGCAGCACAGUGUCACGCUCCAGCUGCAGCUUCUCGACACGUCAGCACAGCGUCAGCAGCCAUACACUGGCCUCCAGUAGCGAGUGCAGCUCCACCGUACGUGAAGCCUCCACUUCUGACUACAGUGGCCAGCAUUGUUGCCCACCGCCUUACUGCAGCCCACUGACACUGGGCACACAGGGAGGCGGGCACAACCCCAGUGCUGUGGUCCAGGAACUUCUCUCAUCUCUGUCUGAGGACUCGUGUCUGGCCCAGAAGGGCCGAGUGAACCCACUUAACCUGAAGCUCCCCAGUCCAGCCGGCUCAGCUAAGGCCAGCCCCGAGCUGGAACACAGGGUCAAUAUUUACAAUAAGAGGAACCAGGAGAGUCUGGCUGUGUUCCAGACCAAGCCGUUGAUCCACCUGCAGGGAAAUGAGCCAUUGCUGGACGAGAAGUACAGACUCAUGGAGCCUGCAGAUUCCCCAAUGACUCACAUGCCAGACACGUAGGAUAUGGAGUGCAGCAGCAUGGCCACCAUCACCAGCUGAAGCAGCUUCCUUCUCUACGUCUCUCUCUCUAUCUCCGUCUCUCUCAGCCAGCACUGUUCACUCUGACUCCCAGGCUUCUUGCUCUUUAGAAGGGCACACUGAGCAAAACACUAAGGAUUUUGCUCUCAGUUGUCUUCUCCAGAGGGGUUUCAAUACUUCAUGGUGAGGAAUUCUUGGCAUAUGUUCUCUCUCUCUCUCUCUCUCUCUCUCUCUCUCUCUCUCUCUCUCUCUCUCUCUCU
Molecule: messenger RNA, 2461 nt
Organism: Tachysurus fulvidraco (yellow catfish)
Lineage: Eukaryota; Metazoa; Chordata; Actinopteri; Siluriformes; Bagridae
Gene: tmem266
Product: transmembrane protein 266
Exons: 11
Coding region: 558-2183 (541 amino acids)
Biological process (GO): transmembrane transport; monoatomic ion transport
Cellular component (GO): plasma membrane
Molecular function (GO): voltage-gated channel activity; monoatomic ion channel activity
Source: RefSeq, a predicted model, not a curated record